Molecule: messenger RNA, 1401 nt
Organism: Melampsora larici-populina 98AG31
Lineage: Eukaryota; Fungi; Basidiomycota; Pucciniomycetes; Pucciniales; Melampsoraceae
Exons: 2
Coding region: 1-1401 (466 amino acids)
Source: RefSeq, a predicted model, not a curated record
AUGACUACCAAGGAAGGAAAGAAGGAACCGAAAAGACCUGUUAUACUUGAUCUUGGAUCAGAUUCAAGUAUGGAGGAUAUUGAACCUGACUUACCUAUUGAUAAUCAGAGACCCUGUAAUUUGGAAACACCUGCUAGACAAGAAGACCAUAACAAUGAUUCUGAUCACGAUCUCUCUGAUUCAAUUAUACUUCUUGAGGAAAAGCCACAAUCUAGACCAAGUUCAAUAAAUCAAGCCUCAUCUCAUCCUAACUCGGAGUCCUGCGAUAUCGACCUUGUACCUUAUGAUGAACUCGAAGAUCAGUUAGCAGGCAUUGAUAGAGAUCACAUAGAUAUGUCUACUGAAAGACAGAUUCAAUCGCAUACCCCUUCAAGCGCUCACACUCUUGCAUGCUCGAAUUCAUCAUCACUCGGUCACAAUGACGAACUUGAUGAAGAAAUAGAAUAUAUACAAGCUCAGCAAGUGAACACUGAUCAAGAUCUCAUCAACUUAUCUCUUGAUGAACAGAACAAAUCUAAUACUCCUUCACGCAUUCAAAAUCUGCCACAGUCUACAUCAUUCUCCCUGGAUCAUCUUGAUUAUGAUGAAGAAAUGAAUCGAUCAGAAAUUGGAAAGAAAGAAGAUCGGCUUCUUAUCUUAACACAUUUAAAUGAAGAAUCAAGUAUCGAAGAAUUGAUUAAAUUUGUCAAAACAGGUGAAGAUCCUAAAAAGAAAAUCAAAUCAAUUAAACCAGAAUCAAAAUCGGAUCUUAAAUUACCACAACCAUUGAGGAUUUGGUGUGAUCUGAAUUCACGUGGGUAUCCAAAAAGUUUAUGGGAUUUCGUUUCAAAAUCAAAACGGAAUUAUAUUGGUGAAAAAUUUAAUCAUGGAAAUUCAAAUCAUCGAUUUAUUAUUAUUGAAUACGAAUUUAAUUUUCAAAAAGAAUUGGGUUAUAAGUUUUUUAAAGGUGGGGUACAUGGAAGUAAUAGUACAUUUUAUUCGGGAUCUGUUAUGGUUCAUUUCUUGGAUGAUCUUAAUGAUCUUAAAGGGUGUGAUUGUAUAUAUGAUCAAAAUCCUGAAAUCAUUACAUGUAAAAUUGUAAGAGAAAACUUUCAAAGAUUAAUCAAAACAUUAAUUUCAAUUGGCCAAGAGAGAAAAGAAAAAGAUUUAAAACCAGUUUGGCAAAAGUUAACAAAAGAAAUCAUUGAAGAUAAUUUUACAAAAAGUUUAAAUGAUGAGGAUUUAAUGGUAGGAGAUUUUAAUGAGUAUUUAAAAGAAGCUUCAAGAGUUGGAAUUGUUAGGAUGAGUAAAGUGAUUGUUGGUAAAGAUUUAAAUCAAGUUGAUCUUUUGGGAUUGGGUGAAUCGAUUGUACAUUGGCAACUUAUGAAACCUUUUAGGAAAUUGAUGGUAAAAGACAAUUGA